CGGGCUUGCCUGGCUGCUCUCACCACACCUGCUCUUUGAGAAAUACAUACUUGGAGCAUGAGCCACUCCCUCACCCAUGGCUCUUGCUGGCGAGAACGUGCGUAGUGGGCGCAGACCCGGGGCGAACAUGGCUCAGAUGUCGAGCGAGUCCGGCGUGCUCGACUCGGCGCGCCGCUUCUGGCGAAAGAGUUACGCGGGCGACUACGUGGGCCUGGCGGCGCUAUUCACGGGGUACAUGGUGGUCAAGAUGCUGGGAACGCCUUUUCACCAGACCUUUACCCUGAACGACGUGCGCAUCCAGCACGAAUACGCGCGGGUGCAGCGUGUGGAUACUUUUUGGCUAUUCUUCUGUUCCGCCGGCAUCCCACUCGCUUCCAUCUUGCUCUGGACUCUCUUGUGGCGCCGCAGUGUUCACAAAGCCCACGUUGGCAUCCUCGGGCUCGCAAUUACCAUUUUCAUGACCCUCUUCCUCACCGACAUCCUCAAAGAUGCCAUAGGCCGCCCCCGGCCCGAUCUCAUCUCCCGCUGCGAACCCGGACCCACCGCUCCGGCCACUCGGCUCGUCACCAUUGACGUAUGCACUCAGACCAACACGGCUCUUCUGAACGAUGGCUGGCGAAGCUUCCCCAGCGGCCACUCCUCAUUUGCAUUUGCCGGCCUCGGCUGGUUGGCUCUGUUCUUCGCCAGCCAGACUCGCCUUUUCCGCCCGAGAGCCAGCCUACUCGAGGCUAUCCUAUCACUCGCACCUUUACUGGGCGCUGCAAUGAUUGCUAUUAGUAGAUUGGAAGAUUACCGGCAUGGUCCAUUGGACGUCUUGGGGGGAUCCCUGCUGGGAAUCUUGGUCGCAUGGUUCAAUUGGAGAAGAUACUUUCCUAGUCUCUCCUCCACCGAGUGUGACGAGCCGUUUGAUCCACCCACCAGUCGCGGCUCGAGCCCGUCUGGCAGGUUCUCGAGGGUCAGAGACGAAGAAGCGGCACUCGAGGGAAGGGAAAGCUUUGAAAUCGCAGACGACAUAGGUGGGAGUCGACCGAGAGGCCCGUAGAUGAGCCUGCAUUAUCUAUACAAAGAGCG
Molecule: messenger RNA, 1071 nt
Organism: Neohortaea acidophila
Lineage: Eukaryota; Fungi; Ascomycota; Dothideomycetes; Mycosphaerellales; Teratosphaeriaceae
Product: phosphatidic acid phosphatase type 2/haloperoxidase
Exons: 3
Coding region: 77-1042 (321 amino acids)
Biological process (GO): phospholipid metabolic process
Molecular function (GO): phosphatidate phosphatase activity
Source: RefSeq, a predicted model, not a curated record